UAUUAACAAGAACUACGGCAGAGCAGCAGCAACAGUGACGGGAUUCGGGGCGCUGCUCGCGGGCUACUCAGUUCUCCACCAUUGGCAAUGUUCGCUCCGGCGCUCCGGCGAGCCGUCUUCGAGACAACAACGCGCGUUCCAACGACCACAACCUCAAUCCUCCCGCCAGCCUUCCUUCUCCCCUUCUCGCACCGCGCACCCAUAACCACGGUCUCCCAUUCCCUCGAAACCGGCAACGUCGCAGAACCUCUCCUCCAUUCCGGGCAACACAUUUCUUCCGGCCUCAAAGAAGCGAUUGCCUCCCGUCCGACCUCCCAAACUGCCUCCUCCACCACCCCCUCACCCGCCUUCACCUCCGUCCCUUAUGGGCAGCAAUCCCUCCAAGUGCGGACGAUAACGCCGCAAAUUCGGCAAUUGCUCCCACUACUCCGCGCGCAAUCAGCGCACUACAUCACCGUCCACAUCCAUGGGCGUCCCUACCUCCUCACCCAGGGCGAUACUCUGCGUCUCCCCUUCCUCAUGAAAGACGUCCAACCAGGCGACAUUCUGCGCCUCAACCGGGCCACACACAUCGGAAGUCGUGACUACACGCUCAAAGCACCCGCCACUGUCAAGGGAACUCGGGAUUCCCCGAAACAAGUGUUUUACUUGGAUGAGAGGUUAUUCGUUUGUAGGGCGACGGUUGUGGGGACGGAGCUGGAACCUGAGAGGGUCAAGGAGAAGACGAAGAGGAGGCAGAGGCAUGUUAGGCAUGUGAGGAGUCAACAUCGGUAUACGGUCUUGAAGAUUAGUCAGGUGGAGGUGAGGAGUUUAGAGGAGUAUGAUGAGUUGGUGAUGAAGGAGCAGGGGAGGAAGGGAAAGGCAAGGAGAAACGCGGAUGCAAGUGAGGAGUUGGCAGAAGUAGCCGCAUGAUUAACUCGGAGAUCAUGCUCCGUUUAGAAGAUUGUGGUUGUUUGCGGAUUGGCUGUAGAUUUUGAGUGUAUUAUAUGUGCUCACUGCCGUGCAGCGCUGUCAAACCGGGAUACGAUUUGGAAAAAUCAUAGAAUUGUCAUCAAGCUAAUGGAAUUGCGUCCAUUUUCAACGC
Westerdykella ornata is the source of this 1084-nucleotide messenger RNA. RefSeq lists its product as uncharacterized. The coding region runs from base 88 to 912 and encodes 274 amino acids. Gene Ontology annotation, cellular component: ribosome; mitochondrial large ribosomal subunit. The record is from RefSeq and is a predicted model, not a curated record. Gene Ontology annotation, molecular function: structural constituent of ribosome. The transcript has a single exon. Lineage: Eukaryota; Fungi; Ascomycota; Dothideomycetes; Pleosporales; Sporormiaceae.